Messenger RNA from Toxoplasma gondii ME49, 8506 nucleotides. RefSeq lists its product as hypothetical. The record is from RefSeq and is a predicted model, not a curated record. Lineage: Eukaryota; Apicomplexa; Conoidasida; Eucoccidiorida; Sarcocystidae. The transcript is spliced from 9 exons. The coding region runs from base 206 to 7795 and encodes 2529 amino acids.
CAGGCGAGCUUCGCGUUUCAUUGAUUUCCCUCGAGAGCUUUUUCUGAGUCCCUCCUUUCUGUUCCUCGCUUCCCUCUAUCUCCCUUCCCUCCGUCGCUGUAUAUUUGAGUCUCUCUCGCCUCUUCACCUCUCCGUCCGCCUCCGACCCUCUCUUCUGCUUGCGUGUCGUCCCCGACGCGUUCUCUUUUUCUUGGGUGACUCCAAGAUGACUCGACCGAAUCCGCCGAAGAAGAAGGGCCAAGGGAGGCCUGCGACGCCUGCUGCGAGGCGCAUGCAGCAGGCUCCAGCUCCGUUCGAGAAAAGGAAGAAGACAGUGGGAGGGCCUAAAGAGAGGCCUGCCUCGUUCACCGAUACCCGCGUCACCGCAAAAAACAACUUUCUCCUCGCGCGUCAGCGUCGACAAGAAGAGAGAGAAGAGCGGGAGGGGUCCUUCUUGAAGAAGAGGCUCCCCGCCACUUCCCUCAGUCCCCGAGAGGCUGCCAAAGACCUCGAAGAAGCCCUCCAGAAGAUUCGCCACCCGACGCCUCGAAUCCGUGUCACAGGACUGGUGCAUCUGUCGUCCUCCCUCUCUCGCCUGCUUGCCGCGCCUCUUUGCGCCCACAUAGAAAGUUCUUCUUCUCAGUUUUCUUCUCUGCUGAACCCUCUCCUCCCCACUCUGCUUCCCGCUCUCCUAGGCAGCGGCUUGUCCGAACGCGACCCCGCAGCUCGCACAGCUGUUCGGGCGUCUUGGGCGAGUCUCCUGUCUCUUGUGGCUCCACUUCGGGCGCGUCCGGGGCGGCGGGGCCUUGGCCGCAGAGGCGCCGGGGGAGGCGCGACCGCGGUCGGUGGCGAGACGGGCCACGGCGACGAGCCUUGGGACGGAGAGACAGAGGCGAGACAAGAGGGAGAUUCACAGAUUCUCUGUGCCCACCGAAAGCGCAUCGCCAUUUUGCUGCAGAAUGGCUUAACCGCCUUGGACCCCGAUACACGCCUAGACACUUUGCGCUUAAUCGACACGGCGCGGCGUCUCUGUCCUUCUCUGCUCGUCGGGGAAGAAGAGCUCCCCUUCAGCAUCAUCAACGUGCUCACAUGCAGGACAGCAACUCUGCCGGCAUUCACCUCUUUGGCUCUGCCUCUGCUGCUUCAUCUGCUUCCCCCGCAUCUGCCUUCGCUUCCGCGAGUGCCUUUUCUCUCGUCUGCGUUUUCGUCUCCCCGUUUCUCGGCCUCGACAGCGGCAGGGACGAACGCCCUGAGCGCCAGAAAGGAUGCAAUAUGGACCGCGCUCUCUCCGCCACAACAGGCUCGGGUGAAGCAACUCGCCGCCCUCUUCAACAAGACAUGCAAACUGUGGCUGCAACUCAUCGAGGACUUGAAGGCAACCUGCCGCGGGAGGCCAGCGAGUCUCGCGCUCUCUGCACUCCACGCCGGAGGCUCCAAAGAGACGGACGGCCAGAAGCAUCGCCUCCAGAAAGCCGGAAAGGACAACCUCUCCGAUCUUCUUCUCCAUUUGUUCAACUGCCUUCGGCUGUUGUACCUUCUUCUUCUUGGGACCCGACAACUCCUGCCUGACGAGCACGUAGCGCGUAUGGUGGAGAAUGAGGAGGCAGAGAGAAGCGAGGGAGGAUCUGCGUCGCUCGCGACCAACUGCGACGUCCACGGCAACCCUGCUCGGCGCCUCUCUUCUCUUCAAAGUGAAAAAAACUGUCUCCUCGUUGUCCUGCUUCUGCAGCUCUCGGAAAGUGCCAGUCUAAAGCCCCAGGACGAAUCCGGCUCAAAAGGAACGCUGACGCAUAACCAAUCGGGCGACCUCUUUUUCUUCUUCGUGAGGCACGUUCUGUCCUCCCUGUCUUUCCUGCUCUCCUUCUCCCUUCCUGCGGAUACUCCUGCGGCGUCUGCCUCGUGCUCCGCGCUUCUCCAGGCUCUGCGUCUCGGCCUGGCGUCUCUGACGUUCCGACUCGCCUCCUUUCCGCUGUCUCCGCUCCUCACCAACACCGGCGAGGUUUUCGCCUCGGGCAGCGCCGGAGCUUUGUGGGCCUUUUCCCCCCUGCGAACCGCGGCAGGCGGCCGAGAUGCGUCUCAGUCAAUUCGUGGGGCGAGUGUGAAGAAGCGAGGCCGCGAGAGCGAAAAAGCAUGCGAUGGAGAUUCCGCGAGCGAAGUGGAUGGUCUCCCCACUCUCCUGCUUCCUCCGGCAUUCACCUCGCUCUUUCUGUCUUGCUACCUGACUGCUCUGCUCUUCCUCUUGCACUUGGCGAGACAAAUGCGCAGUGGACUCGAAAGCGUCCAGGCGGAGCUACGGGGCCAGGGACCCCGAGCGAAGAGCGCGCACAAGAAAGUCGCGAAGGAAAACAUUUUUCUCUUGAUAACGCGGACGGGAAACGCAGCUUUUUGUGUUCCUCUCGAGCUCGGUCCUUCUGCUCAAAGCCUUCGCGUAGAGGGCGACGGCGUUGUGGGUUCGCCUGGCCCUACCGCCGGAGGGCAGCGUGGAGACUUCCUGGAGUCAGCGCCUCGCUCUUGUCUGUCACACUUUGCCUUCUUCUCCUUCUCGCGAAGAACUGUCUUCCUCACGGACUUGAUCCUCCAGGCCUGCACUGCCUUCUUCGCUCCCUUGGUCUCUGGCCUGCAAGCCGAAGUCGAUCGUUUCACGAGCCGAGCCGGUGGCGGAGCCGAAGCGUCUGUCUCACUGUCGCGGCGCCUCGAUGUCUCCUCAUCUGCACCCACUUUCUUCUCUCUCAUUCUCUCGUCACUCUUUCCUUCUCUCGGGUCGCGUGGUUCGCGCGGCGUCUCAGGGAAAAGAAAAACGCUCUUUGCUCCUGCGCUCCUUCACAACUGCCUUGAAGACCUACGACGCUCUGCCUUCUUCGAUGAACUGCUCAGGGGUGAGCAAGAAGAGCAAGAAGGCGAAGAUCAACGAGCAGAAGAACGCAAAGGUGAAGAAGGAGGAGCAGAGGAUAGGGGACAGAGAAACGAGGGCAAGAACGAGGCGAGAGGGAGCGCGGCCUCUCACCUGGUGGCGGCUGUUCUAGACACAUUCAGUGCACUCGAGCAAACGACGUGGAAGAGAAGCCGCGCCCGCGAAGAAUCUUCUGUUUCUUCUCCGCAUUCAGAAAGCGUCUCGCCGCGGGAACAGAGCCAUGCCGCCUCUGCAUGCGUACUCGGAAUACAAACCAUCCUAGUCGAAUCGGUUUCCCUGCUUGUUUCGCUCCCUCUCGUCUCUCCGUACCCCCAUGCAGCUCCCGAAGGAAGACGAAGAAAGCCGACAGAAGUAGUAGAAGCAGAGGAAGACCAUGAAGAAGAUGAAGAAGAAGAAGACGACGAAGAAGAAGAAGAGGGAGAUGAAGAAAAAGAAGAGGGAGACGAAGAAGAAGAGGGAGACGAAGAAGAGGAAGAAGAUGAAGAAGAGGUUUCACCUAUUUCACCUCCUGAGAAGAACGACGAUGUAGAAGAUGAAGGAUCUUCACAAGAAAAAGAUGCGUGUGGAAAGAAUGCACGUUCUUCCUCUCUUCCCACGAAUCUCGACCCUCGAGAAGACGUUUCUGCUUUUGUCGGUUGCGAGAAGAGGUCGAAGCUCGCCGUUUGUGCGUCUCCGGAGAGAGUCCCGGACGACGGCAUCACGCAGCUGUCUGUGACGCUUCUGCCGCUUGCAUUUCUUCUCUUGGGUGCUGCGCCGACAGAGAUUGCCGCUGCUUUGCCUUCUGUUCUGUCUCCGCUGUAUCGGACGUUUUUCGCUGCCCUCGAAGACCCACCCUUCUCCGUCUCUGGGGACUCACGUCUCGCCCAGGUCCUCGCAUCGUGCGCCGCCGCAGGCGACGGUCCUUCGCAUGCACGGCAACAGAAAAAGCAAAGAUCGAGUGCGAAUCUCAGAGACACCGGCGGGCGCGAAGAGACACCUGGAGAAAGGCAACACGGAGCAGACAACGCGUCGCCUAGCGCGGGCGGGAACAGGGCUCCCCAGCAGAUGAAAGAGACAGGGGACAGUCGCCAGUCCCCCACGAAGGGGGACAGCGAAGUCACGCUGGGAGAGGAAGCGAAGCGAGCGGAAGAGACGCAGAAGGCGAGGGCAAAAGGCCGCGCGGGAACUGUGGAAAACGCGUCAGGCAGUGCGAACCCCCGAACUCGCAACUGGGGGGUUCUUGUUGGGCAAAUGUAUGUGAAACUGUGUUCAACAGUCGCUGCUCUCUCUUCUGGGGACGACAUGAGAGGAGAGAGAGGAGAGCGAGACGUAGGCGAAAAGAGGAACGAAAGAGCGUCUGAGCGCGAAGAAAGCACGCCACAGAGGGCCAGUGUGGCACACGUUCAUCGGGCUGCGGAAAUGGCGAACUGGAUCGCCCAGGUCAUGAGGCAUAUUGCUCUUCGUCGGAAUGAAAAGGUGGAGUUUUUGGGCCUCUUUCGAGCGUUCGAGUCUUCUCUACUUUCUCUCUUCUUCUCUCCGGGCGGGCAGGCGCAUCCAGAACGACACCCCGAGACCGAGGCUUGUCUUUUCCAGCGUGCGUCGCUCUCUCGGUCUUCAGAGCUGAGUCCAGGUCGAGCUCCGCUCUUUUUCCAUCUCCCUUCUGCGUGUCGAUCCUUGCCACUGUCUCUCCUCUCUCUUCUCGACAGAAGGUCUCUCUGCGACUUGCUGCCUCAGCUUCUCCGCACCUUGGUGUUGCCUUCUCGCAGCACGUCACCGCGAGUCUCCUCGUCGCCACAGUCUCCCUCUUCUUCCUCGCCUGAGCUUCUUCAAGCUACCGCCUCGUCGCGAGCUCCUCCGCCUGAUGCGUGUCUCCCCCGCAUUUCUAUCUCAGCGUCUUCGCGAUGCGAGGCUGAGGGUUGCCAAGAUCUUUUGGAAAUCCUUCUUCGCAGCCUGACGUCCUCCAGUUUCAGCGAUGCUCAGGGCGCCUCCGCGGACGCCGACCAGGCGAGCGUCCGCCGCGCUUUCCAGUGGCUGGAGAAGCUCCUUCUGUCUCUCUUGUGCAGUGCCACGAAGCCCUUCGCAGACUCUCAGGAGGCGACGAGAAGCGUCGCGAAACUUGCUGCGCGUCCAGGGAGUGAAGUCGGACAGAGCGUAGGCGAGACAGGCUGUCGGGGGACAGCGAAGGCAGCCGGCGACGACGGCCGAGGAGCGAGUACCCCAAAACGAAGAAAACUCGACAGUGAUGGGCAGGCAGCAGGUGAAGACCGCAGGGCAGACGAGGCGGCGAACAGGGAGGAGAACGGCGACGUCUCUGUCUCUCCACUGGAAGAGACUCUACGGCACGAUGAGGAGUCUUCUUGUUCGCUGAGUUCGUCUUUGCCACCUUGCUUCUUCCUGCCCUCUCACCUGCCGGCUCUGUUGAAUGUCGCGGCGAAGGUAUCCACGGACAUUCUGAGAGAAGGCUUUCUGCGGUUUCCUUCGCUCUUUCGCGAGCCACAGCGUGCAGCGGCCCGCGAGGCGCGGUCUGAGGGGAACUUGACAGGGUCGGCAAUGCUCCAGAAUGAAGGCAAACGAGAGGGCGCAACCUGUUGCCCCAGGUGUACCAUUCUCGAAACCAGAAUUUUUCCACUCCUCGAAACUGUUCUACAGAUCGCCAUCUCAGGUACUUCCCACCCCGUCGCCUCGUCUUCUACUUCUUCUUCCCUGUCUUCUGUUGUCGCUUCUUCUGUCUCCUCUUCUGCUUCUUCUCUCCCCGAGGCGAGUUUGGACGCUCGCGGCUGUUUUUCCUAUGCGGCCUUCUUCGGCCGUUUGCAUGCGGUCACGGCGACGCUAGUUUUUUUUCGCGAGUGUCUGGCGGAGGUCGGUCCUUCUUUUCUGUUUCUUGAAAGGCGUAACAGUGUGUGGGCCUCUUCCACCCGGCCUUCCGCUUUCUGUUUAGCUGCAGCUUCUCCCGCAAAACUCUCUCUGCAGUCGGCUGCGUACAGUUUCCCCCAGGCCGCUACACAAGGCCCAGAGCUGUGUCCGUACACGUCGGCUCUGCCUGUUCAGCGAGUCACCGACGGUGUCGCUUUCCACCAAACGUAUUACUUCUUGUCCCAGAAAUACAGAUAUUUGGUGGAUUCCCUGGCAGGGGGCGUCGACGUUGGACAAGCGGCAGAGACGAAAGUUAAGACGCUGACGUUCACCGACUGGAUCGCGGCCCGUCCGCUGCUCUCCCCGAUUUCUUCGAGUCUUCGUCUGCUGCUUCUCUUCCUUCAAAAUCCCCUUUUUCGUGCCGUCGCAGCGCCUCUGUCUCCUUCCUGUCCCUCGUGCUCGACGAGUCCUCCCUUGGCAGAACUGGCAUGCAUCCCAGAAGAAAGGAGCCUUGGAACUGCGUUGGGCGCAGAGACGGCGCGUCUCCUUUUCGGCUGUAUGUACAGUCUAGAGGUUCCCGCGCUUGACUGGGGCAACCCCGAAGACAACGAGGCACCGGGCGGCGACGUAAAGCACGGGGAGGAAACCUGCUCCACGGCUGGAGAAACUGACGAUCUGUCUCUGGACGCGGUGUUGAACGGACCCUUGGGGAAACCGCCAGCUGACGAAGACAGAAAGGAAGGAAACUCGGUGUCUGAUUCGCUGGCGAAGGCGUCUGGGCACGAGGCUGCUGCCUUUCUCGGCUUGCUCAUCGACCUCGUCUGCGCCACUGCCUGUCUGUGUCCAUGUCUCUCUGCACGCGAGAGAGAGACAUCACAGGACGAAGGAGACGCAGAGUCUCUCAUGCUCUUCACUCACUUCUUCAGGUUCUUCGUCUUCCUCUUGAGGGCGCUCGACAUGUUGCUUCGCGAUCAACUUGUGGGGUUCCCGGCUGCGUGCGAGACGAGAGAAAGCGACGGGAGCGAAGCGGAGACACGCAGAGGCGAAGAAGCCGAAGAAAGCGGAAAGCCAGCCCCCCGAGAAAAAUCAGAUGCACUCGGAGAGCCAAGGGGACAAGGUGAAAGUCGACAAACGGUGGAGGAGUGGGAAAACGGCAGGGACCGAACGGGUGCAGAACCGGCUUCUGUUAUCGCUGUGCUUGAUGCGCUUCUUUCUGAAGAAAAACUGAAGCUGGAAAGCAGGAAAGGAAACGCGGACGAAGGCCAAUCGGCGAAAGAGGGGAAGCACAUGUUCGCAUCAGCAACCAAACACACAUCGCCAGAUUGUGAGACUGGGAGGCAAACCGAGAGAGAACAGCGAGACGGAGUGGAGGCGGGCGAGGCCGCACAGGGACGAGGCGAGCACCUUGAGAUCCUUCUGACCUGUCUGGCGAUCGCCCUCGGGAUCCACGACCGCGCGCGAACACGCCUGGCAGAGACGCACUUUGGAGCGCGACGAGCCGAGCGCAUGCACUGGCUGGGUGUGUAUCGGAGGACGAAAGCCGAGGAACAAUGGCGAAAAAGAAACGCACAGCUGCCUCUCUGGCGGCGCCAUCUCGCGACGCAAGGCUUCGACCCGGAAAGAGAAACAGGAGAAGGCGAAGCUAGAAGACUUAGCAGAGACCAGCAGGGAUGCCUGUUCUUUUCAUCUCCUGUUCGGAAUGGAGAGCAAGUGGCGGGCAGCGGCCAGGCACAAACAGAGAGGGGAGCGCGACCCGUCCUACUCUCAGAUGAUGAUGAUGAUGACGAGGCGCUGGACGCAUUGGAGAGGAAAGAGCGAGAGAAUGAAGAACGAGAGUGGAGCGUCAUUCUGUGCAGGGAUGAAAGUGGAGGACAAGUCGUUAGAGAGAUCUCCAAGGAAUUGCUUCAUAUCACUCUGCCGCGUGCUGCGAAGAUGCUGAGUCGACCAGGAGGAGAGACACGAAAUGCCCGCGUUCUAUAUUUUAUCAGGCGUCACUUGAAGAGGCUCUCUGUACCUCCCCGUUCUGUUUUAGGGGAGAGAAGAACGGCAGAAGACAAGUGCCAGUACCAAUAGGGCUCAUCUUAAGAAACCGGAUGACCAAAACAGUAGCCUGUUGUGGAAAGCAUAAAUCACCACGAAGCGAAAAGAUGGUGAAAUGUCUCUAAAGUGUACCCUCUGGUAGUGCACUUCAGCAAAGCUACGUCUGUAUGAGAAUGCCAAAGAUCAGAGGCAAAAUCUGCUGGGAUCGUUCUUCUUUCCGUCCACCUUGGACUCGCGUUUCGGGGAAGUCGAAACAUGCCUUGGCUUUCUUUCGUGCAUUCCGUUUUCCUUCAAGUGUCUCUCCUCAUUCGUCUACAUCUUCUCUGUUUCAUUCUGCCGUUUCUUAGCAGCCUCGUUCGCGUUCCCCUCUCGUUUUGUUGAUCCUCCAUGCCUCGCGACUUCCUCCCCGUGUUACUCUCUGUCCUGACCCCAUUCGCAGUAUAUUUCUCGCUGCUUCCUGAGCUUAUCUUUUUUCUCUCUGUGACCCUUCUGUAGCCUAGAAAUCGCCCCCCGUCUGACGUAUCAGGUGGACGGCCUCCAGCAAAAUUUUUCCAAAACACGGGCGGUCAUCAUCUGGACAUGCUGAGUCCCCAUCGGAACAGCAACUUUCUUAUCGAGCCGCGACUUACACAAUGGAAAGCACCAGCUGGACAGCAUUGCUCAAGACUCGCUACUUGUCACAUUUCUGAAACGCGUGCCCUUCUCUGUCCUCACCAAAAGAUCUGGCGCACUAAUUUAUUUAAC